GUCAGGGGGAAGAGAAAGUAGGUGAGUUUGAGAGACUGGCCUCUGGGAGUGGAGAAUUCAUCCAACUGGGAGAUUAGGUGGAGCAGAGUGACACAUAGCAGGACCUGACAGUUGGAGUCUCUCCGUGGACAAGGGCGGCUGGGAGCUCAGUGACUGCCAGCAGCCUCAGCGGGGGAGUCUGGGCCUUCGCAACUUCCCCUUGUUCUCCAUCUCAGUCAGACUCGUCGAGAGGGAGCAGCUUUGGACGUUGGCACAGCCACUGACAGAGACAGACUUUCACACACAACACACACAUUACACACUGGAGCUAUGGGGACAGUGAGUGAACUUUGCGUGUCAAGCCUUCAAACAUUCUUGUGUCCAGCUGUGAAGCCGCCCCAGCAAGGUCCAGUGCCGGACGACCUCACCCCAGAGGAGCAGCAGGAGCUGGAGAAUAUCCGCCGGCGCAAGCAGGAGCUGCUGGAGGACAUUCAGCGGCUGAAGGAUGAGAUAGCAGAAGUGACAAGUGAGAUCGAGAACCUGGGUUCCACUGAGGAGAGGAAAAAUAUGCAGAGGAAUAAACAGGUGGCUAUGGGCCGUAAGAAAUUCAACAUGGACCCCAAAAAGGGGAUCCAGUUCCUGAUUGAGAAUGACUUGCUGAAGAAUACCAGUGACGACAUUGCUCAGUUCCUCUACAAGGGCGAGGGCCUCAACAAAACAGCCAUUGGCGAUUACCUCGGAGAGAGAGAUGAGUUCAAUAUCCAAGUCCUCCAUGCCUUUGUGGAGCUUCAUGAGUUCACAGACCUCAACCUGGUUCAGGCCCUAAGACAGUUCCUGUGGAGUUUUCGACUGCCGGGAGAAGCUCAGAAGAUUGACCGCAUGAUGGAGGCCUUCGCUCAGCGUUACUGCCAAUGCAACUCUGGUGUUUUCCAGUCCACAGACACCUGUUACAUCUUGUCGUUUGCCAUCAUCAUGCUAAACACCAGCCUCCACAACCCCAAUGUGAAGGACAAGCCUUCUGUGGAACGAUUCAUCUCCAUGAACAGAGGCAUCAACGAUGGAGGAGACCUGCCUGAAGACCUGCUCAGGAACCUGUAUGAGAGCAUCAAGAACGAGCCUUUCAAAAUCCCAGAGGAUGAUGGCAACGACCUCACACACACUUUCUUCAACCCUGACAGAGAGGGCUGGCUGCUAAAACUGGGGGGACGAGUAAAAACCUGGAAGAGGAGGUGGUUCAUCCUCACUGACAACUGCCUGUACUACUUUGAGUACACCACAGACAAAGAGCCAAGAGGAAUCAUCCCCCUGGAGAACCUGAGCAUCAAGGAGGUGGAGGAUAAGAAACCAAACUGCUUUGAGCUUUUCAUUCCUGACAACAAGGACCAAGUAAUAAAAGCUUGCAAGACCGAGGCUGAUGGACGUGUUGUGGAGGGCAACCACACCUUCUACCGUAUCUCUGCCCCCACUGCUGAGGAGAAAGAGGAAUGGAUGAACAGCAUCAAGGCUGCCAUCAGCAGGGAUCCCUUUUACGAGAUGCUGGCAGCCAGGAAAAAGAAGGUGUCGUCCAUGAAGAGACACUAGAGCUGCUCAGCACUCCUGACAUUGCACUUGACAGAGCAGGGGGUCUGGGUAUCUGUUUGCCCUCUCUGGGCCCGUGCAGAGGCCACGGUUAAGGUCUGUCUCAGACCCUUUCAAGGGGAUUUCUCUAGGAUACAUACUAGCUCUGGCUUUGGGACUCUAUGGGCCAGAAAAACAGGAAGCAUGCUGGGGUGUCUAGAUAAGAGUCAGGCCCAAAGCCUCCUGUCUGAAUGUCUCUCUUUCUCUCUCAGCUUUGUGUGUGCUCUCUGUCUCAGAAGCCGAAAAGGGAUUCUUGCUGCAGCAAAUUCCCCUUCGAAGAUGCUUUAUAAAAAAAAAACAAAAAAAACAAAAAAAACAAACAAUUUCCAUAUACAUUGCAUACAUACAUACAUACAUAUAACAUGCAUACACUCAUGCAGUCCCCUGUAGCACACAUCAUUUUAACUCAGCAGGUCUGACCGAGUGUGGUGCCCCAACCAAAAUAUUCCUCGCUUUAUGAAAGAAAAGUUAAGACCUUUUCUGAUGUGCUUUAAUAUGUUUGGGUAAUUUGUGUCUAUUUUUACAGCUUUUACUGUCAAUUCCUUUUGAGUCUUUUUUUUUUUUUUCGUUUGUUUGCUUUUGUAAACUAAAAUGGUCUUGCAACAGAAACUGCAGGGGGAGGUAGGGGGUAUAAUUUGCCAACUGUUAGUAAUUUUAUAGAAAAAAAAACAAAAACUUGUUUUUAAAAAAAAAAAAAAAAAAAAAAAAAAGAAAAAAAAAGUUGCCACUCAGGAGAUUGUUAUGAUGUUCUGAAACUUUUUAUGUCAGCGCUGAUGUGGACCCUGUUCACAACACAACAGCCAUGCGAGGAAUGAAAACCUCGUCUGUGUCCUAGACUGAACUGUUUUUGUAAAUGUGAAGCUGCAGCAUGGGGACGUACCGCUGCAGGUGAGGGUGUCUGCUUGUCUGGACAGGGUCUCAGUGUUGGAUCUGGCUCCUACUGUUCAUUUCCUGAAGGUCCUGGAGAUGCAUCCUGGGGAUUAGUGUCUAUUAAAGGGACAAGUGUCCAUCACCCUGGGCCUCAUUUUAUGGUCUUAGGUUGUCUGGAAAACGUAUAUGUUGGACCUUUUCCAUUUUCUCUCCCCAUACAUUUUGUUCUUGCUCUCCCCUUGUCUCAAACACAACACCACUUUCUAUUACUGUGUGAUGGAAAAAAAAAGCAAUUCAUUUGUUAGAGAAGUUACUUUAAUGCUGCACAGUGCCUGGCGCUCUAGAUGAAACGUGAUGAGAAAUGCUGCUGGUUAGCGACAGUAACUCAGUUUUUUUCCCACUCGAACAACAUUUAAUCUUUUUUUCCUGCCUUCGAUAUGCUUUUUAUUUGUGGAGGGUUACCUAUUAAAUGGUAAAACAAAUCUCAUGACAUUUUAGCCUUCGCCCAACCUCCUGAUCAUUGUACAAUAUAGUGUGCUUCAGGUUGUUUAUGUAUAAGACAUUAUAUAUGACAUAUUGUUGCAAAGGCUUUAAAGCAGCACAAAUAAAUGUGUGGUGAAGCUAUGCCUGGAAAGGAAUGGGUGGUCCCCAUCUCAGGAAGCGCGAUGUGAAACGAUACAAAACUACUGCUACUGUGUAUCAGGAAUGUACUGUGGUGAACCAAAAGAUGGAGUGCAGGGUGGCUGAUCGGUCACGCUAAGGCAGUGACGGUCAUCUUGUCAAAUAACAAAAACUGCGCUGAGAGGUACAAUUUUGCGAAUGCAGUAUGAGUUGUGCAUCAAGCGUAUGUCUUUUCUACUCUUGUCUACAGUCGUCUAUCUCUCUCUCUCUCUCUCUCUCUCUCUCUCUUUCAUCUGUGCCUGCUGGUCAUUAUCCUCGCUCCCUUCUCGUUUUUUUUCCUGGUCCUAUUCUUCUCUGCUCCUCUCAGCGCACUAAUCCUAGAGAAAUAAGGAAAAAUGCUAAACAAUCAUAAUUCUAGACAGUAUUGGUUUAUUUAUCAAGUUGUACAUACUUAAAUGUAUAGUGGGUAUUUUGUCUUAAUUUUGUUUAUUAGUUGUGCCAUUUUCUUUUAUUAUUCAGUAUAGUAAUGUCUGAUUUGAGGUUUCUAUCAUUGCCAUUUAAUCAAGCUGAAAUAAAGAUUUGUCACAAACACUGGCUGUAAAUGGCUUUUACACCACUGCAAGUCAAUAAACUCAUGCUAUAUAUUCCUCCAGCAGGUGGCAGUAUGUGAUAAGGACUGUAGAGGAACUCUGCUGCAAAGACAGUAACGGUAUUGCAGCAAAGUUUUACAUGCAUUAUUAUACUACAUAUUACAGUAGAAUUACUGUCAGGUCUGCAAAUUAAUCACUAAUAAAAUUAAAGGUUAGGCUCUUCAAUGUUCAUGAAUAUUGAAGAGCCUGCUACUUCAAUUUGGGAGUAGCUUUUGAUUGAAUCAUUCUAUUCUGUUCCAACUGUGCCCACAACUACCAAAGUUUGUAUUAUUCCAACCACAUUCAUUGUACCCGCUACAAAAAAACCCCCAAAUUCCUGUUACUGUUUAUAUCCAGCCUUUAUCUACAGCCUCAUAACUUUUUAUAUUUUUUCACAAGCUUGCUAUUAAAGUAUUUAUGGCACAAAUGUCGGGGCAUCAAGGAAAGGUCGAUAUUUACAAGUGAAUGUGUAUCAUAUUAAAUGAUGCCUGGAAAAGCAAUCAAUAGAAAUGACUUUUUCUCAAUGGAACGGGCGGGCAGGCAGAAAACAUUUCAUGUGGAUUAAACACACGUAUGCAUUUCUUUGGAUUUAUCUUUGUGUCUACUCAGACUAACACAUUUUGGGUUAUAUCAAGUGGUUUUAUGACCUCACCUGGAGGUACGGGGUUGUGCCAUCUGUCAUUGAAAUGAGAAACAGUGAAUGCCUUAUUUAGAAUGAUAUGAAAACACUAUUUUAAUAUUGCAAUAUAAGUGAUGGAUGGGCUACAAGGUUGCAGCAGUUGCUCUUUAAUUUGACUCAGAUUUUUUUAUUGUCUACGCUGAACUCCACAUUUUCUAUCAGACGCUGAAUAGUCUGCAAAAAUUUGCUGAUAAAUACAGAUCAGCUUUUCAGCCUUUUUAUAAAUCUUUCGGCUAUAAAACCGGUUUUCAGAAUAAAAAAAUUGGCUAAAUUGUACAGACACAUGUUAGGCCUACACUGUAGUCAAAGGGCUGCAGAGAACCUUGGGUAAUGCUCAGCAGAUAGUUGUAAGUACAACAACAAACCAACAACAACAGUUCAAUUCUUGGAAUAGAAAGGGUUAUGAAUACCUGAGCUUGUUCAAGUUGAGACAUGUUUAUCUGAGCAGUAGAAGGCAAGAAAAACAAUUACUUUCAAAAGCCCUUUGAUCUGUGAAAGAUUAAAAUCAGUUUUUUUUUUUUUUUUUCAGCAAAACCAAAUUAUGCCAAAAAACAGGGGGAAAUGAGGGUGUUUAUUUGUAUGAUAUUUCCCUCCGAGCCAUUGCCUGCGGUGAUUUGGGGGAACAUGGGUACAAAUUAUGAAACAAUUUGUUCCACAUGUGCAUUAAAAAGGUAAAAUUCCUGGUUUGCAUUUUUGCAUUUGGACUUUGAUAUUAAAUGAGUAGAGGUUUCAGAGUGGAUAAGAAAUUGCCUGUAAUUGUGUUUGCACAACUGCAGUCAAAUAAUAUUUUGCACCUCUGCUUCAAAACACAAUGAUAAUGACGUUUUUGAGAAUUAGACAGGGCCAAGGAGGUUGACCGUGACUGAUGGGAAAUGAGAGGCAUGUUGCCAAGACAAAAAAAAAAAAAAAAAGUGAGAAAAAAAGCUAUAGAGAAUGUGUGGUUAUGGUGGUGAGGCAGCAGCAGCAGCAGCAGCAGGAAAGUCUUUGUUUUUUACCAUCUGCACUGUUCUUCAGUUCUCGUAUUUGUCACUGCAGCGUGGAUAAGCAGGCACAUGAAAAGACUGUGUACUUGUACAUAAUUCUAUGUGAGGUUGAGAUUUCUGUGCGUGAGAAAGGGGAACGUGAUAUACUGUACAGUAAGGAGGGCAGGUUCCAUCAGUCAUGACGCAGAAUGAGUGAAGUGGGAACAAUAGGAGGAGGGCGCACACACUGUACAGGAGGAGAUCCUUGGAACAAAAUGUACCUGGAGGGAUUUAUUAAGGUCAGAUAUUCUUUUAAAAACACAAUAAAAAAAAAAAAGUGGCACCAUUCAGUAUAGCAUGCCUGACCUCACUGCACUGAAACAUACUCGACCACACCACUCAGUCAUGCUGUCAUGUCAGGUCUGCUUGGAGAGUUCGCUUCUCUGUGGUUAUGCUGAUGAAGGGGGGGGGAGGCCUGGGCCUGUAGCGGCUCUCAUAGGCCCAGGCAGCGGGAUCCUCCGUCUCCUCCAGUAAGUGGAGACAUGUGAGACCAGUCAGGCUCCAAUUAGGCCCAGACUGUUUCCCAGAAGCGCUGGAGGCCUCCCCCUGCCUCUCGGCCCACCGUGGCGAGAGAAGGGUGCACCCCACGGUGUCCGGACCUGACCUCAGCUGGCAUGAGAAGGGCUCUUUCUUGUAUGGGCUCAUGCAGGCAAAGAAUGUUACACACAGACAGGCAUGCACACACAGACACUGUCACGCAAGGCAUAAGUGCAACACACAGCCUGGUGGACAUUUUCAUGCAAACCAGUUCACAGCUGCGUAGAAUUUGCUUUAACAAAGACGAUUUAUUUUCUCUCGGUUUUAAGCUUUGCAUACAAUCACCAAGUUUAUAUAAGAAGGGCGUUGCUUUGAAGUUGAUAUUUUAGGGUUAAAAGCUAUCCAUCAUGUGAGUCUUAGACAAUAACAAGAAAAUGAGCUGUCAAGGCCAAUUCAGAAAACGGCAUCCCAUCAGAUCUCCUAUAACACUACUGUCAUGUUUAUGCAAGUCCAAAAAGAAAAUUACACACAGACAGGCUGGAGCCCUUUGCAGCUCAUACUCAGAAAUGUUUUUAGAUGGUGCACACUGCAGUGAUUUAGGUGCAUGUACGCAUUGUUGCUUUACUGGAAGAAUAAACCCUGCUCAAAUCACCUCAGGAAUCUCAUGCUCUGCCGAGAGACAGUGAAUUCAUCCUCGGGGCAGGAUUUCUGAGAAAGGGAGUUAAAAGAGCAGCCACAACAAAGUCUCUCCCUCCCUUCACCCCAAUCCACUAUCUCUCCCUCGCUCUCUGCCUUACGCACACUCAUAUAACCGUGCAAACACCGUCUUUACAGUAUAUAACAACAUCUUUGUUCAUAAGCCAGCUGUUGAUGAUGAAGGUUAUAGCAGUGAUAGCGAAAAGCAGUGAAACUUUGGUUUGUGCCCAGCAUGGAGAGUAAAAUAUUGUGGGGAUGUGAUUUGCUGAUUUAGUUCAAAGUAUUUUCCAACAAAUGUGCAGUUGUGAAAGUUUGAAAACUGUCUGUGUCAAAAAUCUUGCAAAACAUUAAAUGAAAACUGGCUGGAGCAGAAAAUAAAAUAAAGUUCUCUGGCCUGCAGUCACUGAAUCUUCAUCUGAAUAUUAAAAUAGUGAAAAACCUGCUAGCUGUUGUUUGCAUGUGAACUGUUGAGUGAAUUGAUCAUUUUUGGCUUGUGUUUGAAAUGAGAUAUGCCUAAUAAAUGUUCUAUCUGAAUGCAAUUUUCCAAUAAACUAUUACCGUCUAUAACUGCUGCA
This is a messenger RNA of Seriola aureovittata, 7165 nucleotides long. Its product is annotated as cytohesin-1. The record is from RefSeq and is a predicted model, not a curated record. Gene Ontology annotation, molecular function: guanyl-nucleotide exchange factor activity. The coding region runs from base 310 to 1560 and encodes 416 amino acids. Lineage: Eukaryota; Metazoa; Chordata; Actinopteri; Carangiformes; Carangidae. Gene Ontology annotation, biological process: regulation of ARF protein signal transduction. The transcript has 13 exons.